CUCACGGGCGACCAGAGCAAAGUGUACAACCAACUUCCGGCGCCCCACAGUAACCCUGUGUGAUGUACUCAAUUGCGACCUAAAGUUAUAUUUCUGCGGUUUUACAUCAAAAUGGCUUUCAAGUGUCUGACUAUUGUCAUCAAACUAGGAACCAGUUCCAUAGUAGACGAGAACACCCAUGAACCUAUACUAUCUAUCCUCACGCUCAUAGUUGAGACGGUUGCUAAGCUUCGCAAACAAGGCCACAAUGUUGUUCUUGUUUCUUCAGGCGCUGUCGGUGUGGGGUUGCGGAGAAUGGAUGUGGAAGAGAGACCCAAGCAUUUACCUCGCAUACAGGCAUUAGCGGCAGUUGGCCAGUGUAGACUCAUGAGCCUCUGGGACGGGUUGUUUGCGCAUCUGCGUCUCCCAGUAGCACAAAUACUGUUGACUAGGAACGAUAUUGCAGACAGGACGCAAUAUAUCAAUGCCCAAAAUACAUUUUCGCAAUUAUUUGACAUGGGCGUAAUCCCGAUUGUCAAUGAAAAUGACACUUUGGCUGUUUCCGAAAUCAAAUUUGGUGACAACGAUACACUUUCGGCGAUCACAGCUGCCAUGGUCAAGGCAGACUACCUCUUUUUGAUGACCGAUGUCGAUUGUCUUUACACUGCCAAUCCCCGUACUAACCCUGACGCGCGCCCAAUCGAAGUUGUCACAGAUAUCUCUACAUUGGAAGCGGACGUCUCGUCAGCUGGAUCAUCUCUAGGGACUGGUGGUAUGAGUACAAAGAUCGUCGCUGCAAAGCUAGGAACUAGCGCCGGCGUAAUGACCAUCAUCACCAAAAGUUCGAAGCCGGGAAACGUCCAUGAUAUAGUCAACUAUCUCCAGCUGAGCCAGAAGGCUACUGCAACAGAUGCAGAGCUUGAAUCGUCUGAGAGCUCCGAGGUCCCAACACGCAUCUCGCAGACUCUGCCCCCAUUACAUACACGCUUUGUUCCGUCUGAAAAUCCAAUCCAGUCCAGGUCAUUUUGGCUACUUCACGGAAUGAAGCCUCGAGGCACAGUUUACUUAGAUCACGGUGCAUACAGCGCUCUCCAGAAAAAGGCCGGUCUUCUUCCUGCCGGCGUCCUGGGGGUCGAAGGUCAUUUCUCCCAACAAGAAGUAGUACGACUAGUUGUAACUGGGAAAGUUUCGCCCGAUUCGCUCGAUGGUGAUUUCCUUCAACAUGGGAAAGAGCCUAAGGAGGUUGGGCGUGCCCUAGUCAACUAUGGGAGCAUGGAGAUUGAGCGCAUCAAGGGCCACAGAAGCACCCAAAUACAAGCUCUACUUGGUUAUGCUGAUAGUGAAUAUGUGGCACUUCGGGAAAAUAUUGCUUUUCUGCAGAUAGAUGACACUUCACGUCGAUAAACUCCACCAAAUCUGCAUGGCUUUGCGUGGACGAUGGUUCAUUCGAGCCUCAAUCACGCGUGUGCUUGGGCCUGUCUGAAGGAUCACCACCAGGGUCUAAGAAUCAUGUUCGUUCGUCCUUAUUCGCUACAGCCUGGGACUUCGCACCCCCAAUGCUUAUACCACUCUGCAGAUCAUAAUGAUCAUAGGAGUGGGACGAGACGCGCUUUGUGCUGGACUAGAAACAUGCCACGACCUUCCAUGCUCACUUGAAUUUACAGUAUAAUGCUGCUGUGCUAGACAUAGAGCACACAAAUAUGGGAAAGAACCAUAUAUAGUUCGUCAGAAACCUGUUUGAUAGGGCGUUGUACCAUACAUUAUAGUCAAGGAAC
This is a messenger RNA of Aspergillus homomorphus CBS 101889, 1754 nucleotides long. Its product is annotated as glutamate 5-kinase. Gene Ontology annotation, molecular function: ATP binding; glutamate 5-kinase activity; RNA binding. NCBI's taxonomy places the organism in Eukaryota, Fungi, Ascomycota, Eurotiomycetes, Eurotiales, Aspergillaceae. The record is from RefSeq and is a predicted model, not a curated record. Gene Ontology annotation, cellular component: cytosol; cytoplasm. The transcript is spliced from 5 exons. Bases 112 to 1383 code for a protein of 423 amino acids.